UGCCCGUUCACUGUUCUUCGAUAAGUUGUCCGACCGCAUUGUAAAAUCCUUCGGAGAGGGCUCCAGAUAGUCAAUACGCUAAGCCAGCAAACUAAAUAACCCAAACAGCUUCAGAAUGUUCGUCUCGUCUGCUGCCCGUAUUGCCCCAGUCGCCCGCAACCUGGUCCUCAAUGGAACGAAAGCCUACCUCCGACCAUUGAGCUCCGCCGUCAUCAGCCAGAGCCAGACCCUGGUCGCCCAAAACAGCACCCCAGUUGCUCUGCUGCCCCAGGUCCGGUCAUUCCAGACUUCGCCGGUCACCCGGGAUAUCGAUUCCGCCGCGAAGUUCAUCGGUGCUGGUGCCGCCACCGUCGGUGUCGCUGGAUCUGGUGCCGGUAUCGGAACAGUAUUCGGUUCUCUGAUCAUCGGUUACGCGAGGAACCCAUCGCUCAAGCAGCAGCUGUUCUCGUACGCCAUUCUGGGAUUCGCCCUGUCUGAAGCCAUGGGUCUGUUCUGUUUGAUGAUGGCCUUCCUGCUGCUCUUCGCUUUCUAAAUCAGUUAUUUGAUUUUUUUUUUCACAAAAAAACAAAACACCCCCCUUAAUCGUAAUCUGCUAUAAAGUAAACAACAACAGAAAAACAUCAAAAUAUAUCCGUUUAAACGAGAAAAAACCAAACAACUCUUGAGGAGAAUAAUCAGCAAACGUUUUGCCAUGUGUUGAGAGAAUUUAAAAUUUUCUUCGAAUUAUAAUUAUCGAGGCAUCCAGAACUAAGCGCAAUAAUAAUUAUUGUGUGUUUGGCCUGCCACAACAUCCAUAAUCGAUCACCGCGAGAGGACUAAAUUGUUCGAACCGCGUUAGGAGGACCAGCCCCAUGAAAGAAGCGUGAUAAAACUGCCCAGCUAUCAAAAGAUUUGAAUAUGCUGCCAUCGAGUAAACAACACUGCAAGUGCGCCCCGCGUUCCCCUUUUCGCUAAUUUGUUACAAAUAGAAAGUUUAAAAUUAGUGGGCGCACAUUUUUUCAUCCUUCUUUCAAGGGUACUCCUAACCAUUAGAAAACCUCCGAAAGUAAAAACAAACUGCAACUACGAUUAAAAUUAAUAACAACCAAUUAAAAAAAGUUAGUCAAAAAAAAUGAAGCGAAGGGUGCUGUAGGACUGUAGAUAACCGAACCGAAUUAAGGCUGCCGAAGGAAAUUAGAACAAAACCGAAGGAAGGAUUGGGCAACAAAACAAAGAAAAAACACCCGAAGGAUCUCUUACUGAAAAGCAGUCACCUUCACGAACGUGUCUUUUCGUUUCCAAAACAUCUGAACCAGUGUGAGCGCUGAUCAGAAAACGGAAUCAGGGUCCUUAGAAGUGUCUCCGUUAUUGGUUUCCAUCUGUAUCGCAUUACGCGAGUCUCUUAGCAACAGCCCGUGGGAUUGUGAUUUGGGAGGAUUGCAACCUUUGGGCUAGGAUAGGAGGGUGGUAUUCGGAUGCAGCGCGAAAAUCAAACCGAGGGAACACGUCAUUGUACUGUGAUUUAAAAAGCUCUCGUUCCGAUUGAUCACAUCAUCCGGGCGCGAAGGGAAAAUUCGUGAAGCGUAAACCAACAACAACAAGAACAUCAACAACAAACACACUACCAACCAACGAAAAUGUGGAAAAAAAUAAUAAGAGAGAUCGUUUAACCUGCUUUUAAAAAUAACAUCUAAACUGCUACGUACUGUAAGGAGAACAAACAAACAAAAAACCAUCGUGAAGAAUAAAAAAAACACUUGAGACUAGUUACUGGUACAAACCGAAGAUAAGAGAA
Molecule: messenger RNA, 1774 nt
Organism: Uranotaenia lowii
Lineage: Eukaryota; Metazoa; Arthropoda; Insecta; Diptera; Culicidae
Gene: ATPsynC
Product: ATP synthase lipid-binding protein, mitochondrial
Exons: 4
Coding region: 116-532 (138 amino acids)
Biological process (GO): proton transmembrane transport; proton motive force-driven ATP synthesis
Molecular function (GO): proton transmembrane transporter activity
Source: RefSeq, a predicted model, not a curated record